AUGAUGGAAGCAGAGCAGUCCGCCAUUCGAAUCACUACGGCUACUCAAACAUUUAAAGGUCAUACUAAUAGUAUCUUUGCAGUUGCAGUCUUCCCCGAUAGACGCCGUAUGGUGACGGCCUCGUACGACAAGACACUUCGUCUGUGGGACCUAGAAGGCGGUGGUGUGUUGAAGACAAUUGAAGGGCAUCGCUUCGCCGUAGAAAUAGUUGCAGUAUCAAGAGACGGGCAAUUCAUAGCAAGCGGUGAUGAUGGUGGAGAGCUCAUAGCCUGGAACAGAGACAGCGAAUCUCUCACCAAACCUAUCAAAGUCCACUCCAAAGAAAUAUUGGGGCUUGAUUUUUCCCCAGACAGCACAUGGCUGGCGAGCGGCUCAUUUGACACUACAGCGGAGCUCUGGAACACAAAAACAUGGCAGGUGCAAGGAAAUCCAAUCAAUUGUGGGACUAACGCUCAAAUCUUCUGCGUUCGGUAUUCACCCUCUGGUGAACAUCUUGCUAUCGCAACAAAGCUAAAUAUCCAAAUAUGGAAUCCAAGCAACAGGAAAUGCAUUGCGAAGUUCCAGGGUCAUUAUGCGUUCAAUGAAGCAUGUAAUCUUUCACUCGUGUGGACGCCCGACGGCAAACAGCUUGUCUCGUCUGGUAAUAGACGUGACCCCACCCUGCAGAUCUGGGAUUCAUCGACCUGGACACAGGUCGGUGAGCCCUACAAGGGCCAUACUGACUCUGUCCACAUGAUUGCCUUGAACCCUACUGGCACCCUUCUCGCCUCCGCAUCUUCCGACCACCAGAUUCGCCUUUGGCGGCUUUCAGAUCGAAGAACCAUCGCCAUAUUUAAGCACUCCAAUAAGGCGUUCUGUGUCACCUUCUCCAAGGAUGGCAAGCACAUCUUCAGCGGAGGAAAAGAUUUUAUGAUCUCAAAGUGGGCAGUACCUUUUUUGGAGGACAUUCACGAGGACCAGCCAUCAGAUGACGCGUUACGGAAAGACACUUUGAAGGAACAAGUGGCAGAUAACAUCCUCACCAUCAACACGACAGCUCGCAAUGCAUGCAUAAGCGGGGACUUGCUCGCUGCUGACAGGAUUUUAACUCAAGAUAUCAAUGCGGAUGGCAACGACUACAACUCUUAUGCGAAUCGCUCGUUUGUCAAGGCAAGAAAUUCAGACUGGGACUCUGCACUUGAUGAUGCGCACAAAAGCAUCGGUAUUCAGCCAUCCUUAAUGGGCUGUAUCUCGAAGGGCAUCGCCCACUGCGGAAAACGACAGUUCCAAGAUGCGAUGAAAGCAUUUGACCUCGCCUUCACGUAUGUGGACGCAGACUUGGGUAAAACUCGUCUGCUACUCUUGAUUAAGGCCAUCGCCCUUUUCAAUGCAAAUCAACAUGACGAGGCCAUUCUGCGCGUCCAAGAGCUAGCUGCCACUCGUCCUGAUCCAAAUUCUCUUGCGUGUGGUAUCGUGGAAGCUUAUCUGCACCUCCAAAUGGGAAUGAACGCAUUAGACAACGCACGUCACAAUGAAGCGGCUGACCACUUCACUGCUGCUGUCAACACCAUUGGUUUCUCGUCUAUGUCGGCCACUCAUUCCAGAUAUGAUGUCUUCGUGGUGUUAUUUGGGUGGGAUCUCGAGUCCUUGUGGCAAACUGCACACCAGAAUCGGUGCCAUUUGUUGCUUCAGUCAGGUAGACUGCCAGAAGCCAUCAAAGCAUACCGAUACAUGAUGGAUAAGGCUGAUGAGGCUACGAAGGCACGAUGCCUUGAUUGGUCUACCGGCAACGUGCUCUAUGCUGCCGCUGGAGUGGCUGACCUCACUGCGAGCGGAGAUUCUGCCCUCGCUGCAGGCGAUUAUGACAGAGCUAUCGAGCUCUACUCUACGGCGAUCGACCUCGAUUUGGCAACCGGUACAAUUUUUGCGAACCGUAGUAAGGCGAGGUCGGGAAAAAUGCUAUGGGACGAUGCACUCCUUGAUGCAGAGAAGGUGAUCGAACUUGACCCCUCAUCUUACUUUGGAUAUCAGUUGAAGCAUGCAGUACUUCACGGCGCACACCGAUAUGACGAAGCGAUCGACGCAUUCCAAACCAUUCUCUCCAAGUUGGAAAAUGCUGCUGACACACAAACACGCAGGCUGCGCCAACAAUACCUUAAUCCAUCCAAAGCAGAAGGAGCUAUUCAACAGACCAUCAAGGAUCACCUCGAUGACGCCCCGCAUCGUAUGCUGAAUACCCUUGCUGGGCGCUUAUGCGAUCGACAGGCACAGAUUGGUGCCUUCAAAACGAGCACAGAGUACAAGGAGCUUUUGUCAUCGACAUUGAUGCACGCAGAACUCCGAAUGGAGCGCAUUAAAGAUGUCGUGGCGACGUACUUCUGUUGUGUCACGCUAUCGCAUCGGUGGGAAGGGAAUGAACCGCUGCUGCACGACGUCCAGGACAAGGUCGUUGAUGAGUUGAAUCCAGUUGGGGGCAUCAUGAAGUUGCAGUCUUUCUGUAAAACUGCUCGUGCUGCGGGGUAUCGCUGGGGGUGGAUUGAUUCAUGUUGCAUCGACCAGGCCAACAACGUCGAACUCCAAACAUCGCUCAAUUCCAUGUUCGACUGGUAUCGCACCUCAGCGCUCACGAUGGUCUACCUAUCAGAUGUUCCGCCAUCGUCAAACACAAGAGGAUGGACCGUACCUGAAUUCCUCGCUCCAAAAGUCGUUCGCUUCUACCAAAGCGAUUGGACCCCGUAUCUCGACGACCACUCUCCCAACCACAAGCAGUCUGUCGCGAUCAUGCAGGAGUUGGAGGGUGCGACAGGGAUAGAUGCACAAGCCCUUGUCGCAUUCCGUCCUGGAAUGAUAAACGCCCGCGAGAAACUUCAGUGGGUGUCGACGCGUGUCACCACAGUGCAGGAAGACAUCGCGUACUCAUUAUUUGGUGUUUUUGGUGUUCGGCUUCCUGUCAUGUAUGGUGAGAAGAAGCAUAACGCGCUGGGGAGGCUCUUGCAGGAGAUCGUAGCUCAGUCGGGCGACAUCAGCGCCCUGGACUGGGUGGGGCAAUCAUCCGAAUUCAAUAGCUGUCUACCGGCCGACAUUACUUCAUACAAAGCUCCACCACACACCCUGCCAUCUUUGUCCGAAAAUGACAUUCAGACGUCAAUCUCCACGCUUGGACAUGUCGCGGCUGUGGAUUUGGCCUUGAAACUUUAUGUCCUGCUUGACAACCUGAACACGCCUCGUUUCGCUAACUGCAGACUGCAUCUGCCUUGCCUUGCAUUUCGUGUCACGGCAGUCAAACGGAGUCGUGCCGAGGACCAGGAUAUAUAUGAAGUUAAGGCCGAAGGGCUUCAUAACCUGCUGAUCACCACGGAGGACAAGUUGAAUCAGUUCUCAUCGCCACGACGCACGAUGCAGACAUUCUUGCUUGUUCGUCCGUGGAAUCGAUUUCUCCUCGGGCUUCCUGACUUCGCGGAGCAGUCUGGCUUGGCAGAGCUGCCUGACAUUGUCGACGAUACGCAGAGUGAGGAUGAUUAUUGGUCUGCACCCGGGUCUCCAUUACAGAAUUCCUCUGGCGGGUUCCCUGGAGCACAAGAGUUGGUUGAUCCAGAACUGAGCUAUCGAGCCUUGCAAUUAGCUGCUCGCCUUGGACAGCCUUUUGGAGCAUUUUUGCUAGCGCAGCAGCGCGGCGGAGAAUACAAGAGAAUCGCGUCAGAUCAUGCUAUUAUUGCACAAGUCCAAGACCUUUCUUCUAUUCCGGACAUGGUCAAGACGCUAGAGAUAUUGUAG
Molecule: messenger RNA, 3753 nt
Organism: Suillus bovinus
Lineage: Eukaryota; Fungi; Basidiomycota; Agaricomycetes; Boletales; Suillaceae
Exons: 11
Coding region: 1-3753 (1250 amino acids)
Molecular function (GO): protein binding
Source: RefSeq, a predicted model, not a curated record